UUUAUUCUCACAUCACAAUGGGGAAUGGGCGUGAGUUUAGGUUACUGUUAUCUGCGAUAUAAUAUUUGAUAAAGUGUAGUUGAACAUGAUGACCGAAAGGGAUUAUGGACCUUUAAGUCCAGCCUGCGUAAGGGCACUAAAUGAUAAAUUGUACGAGAAAAGAAAAGCGGCUGCUCUAGAAAUAGAAAAGAUGGUUAAGGAAUUUGCACGUGUUAAUAAUACAGUGCAAAUCAAAAAAUUACUUAAAGUUCUGGGUCAAGAUUUUGCCACAUCACAGAACACUAAUACCAAGAAAGGUGGACUUAUUGGAUUGGCUGCUAUGGCUGUGGCCUUGGGAAAGGAUACUGCCCUCUACACAGACGAAUUGAUCCAGCCUAUUCUUGCCUGCUUCUCGGACUCAGAUCUGAGAGUCCGCUACUAUGCUUGUGAAUCUCUUUACAAUGUAGUGAAGGUUGCAAGAGGUUCUGUGCUCCCUCAUUUUACUGACAUCUUCAAUGCACUCAGCAAACUCGCCGCAGAUCCUGAUCAGAAUGUUAAAAAUGGCUCGGAACUACUGGACAGACUGAUGAAGGAUAUAGUGACGGAGACUUCAUCGUUUGAUCUGGUGGCAUUCAUGCCAUUGCUUCGUGAGAAGAUAUACACAAGGAACACGUUUUCUCGCCAGUUUAUCAUCUCAUGGGUUUCGGUACUGGACGCCGUUCCGGAUAUUGAUAUCAUUCUUUUCCUUCCUGAGAUUUUGGAUGGCCUGUUCCGGAUCCUCGAGGAUCACACAAAGGAAAUUAAAACAAUGUGUGACACGGUUCUGGGGGAGUUCCUCAGCAGUAUUAAGAAGGAUCCAUCCCGUGUGGACUUUGCUGGAAUGAUUAAUAUUGUGAUCGCACAUUCUCAGGCUCCAGAUGAAGUACUACAGUCCACAGCUAUUACGUGGAUCAAGGAAUUUGUCCAACUUUCUGGCAGAGUGAUGCUUCCAUUUGCAUCUGGAAUCCUUACUGCCGUUCUCCCAUGCCUUGCCUACGAUAGUGACUCAAAGAAAAACAUCAAAGAGACGGCGAGGGCCGUGAAUUUCAGCAUGAUGAAGCUCAUCACUGUCGAGGAUGACAGGGAUUUGCCGGAGGGUUCCGAGAUGGUGGAGCCAGCAGAUGAGGCAGCUCCAUCAAGCCGGGAGCUGCAGACGCAAAAGAAAUGUGUUACGACUGAGCUUGACCUGCCUACUGUGGUGGAUGUACUAAUCAGACACCUGCUGCACACGUCAGUGCAGACGAAGGUUGCUGUCCUGCACUGGAUCUACCAUCUGCACAUCAGAAUUCCAAACAAGAUGUUCAGGCAUGUUGAUGAGUUGUUCCCGGUAUUACUUCGGACUCUUUCAGACUCUUCGGAUGAAGUGGUCCAGCAGGCUCUGGAAGUCCUUGCUGAGAUAAUUUCAUCUCCUACUGGCAAGAAAUUAUCCUCAUCCGGUGACUAUUCUCUACAUUUCCCUGUGAAUCAGCUACUGGAUAAACAUGACUCAGGGAAGAACCAUUCCAUGAAUCCAUACUUCACGAAGUUCAUCGUGAGUCUCCUUCGGUCAUUCAGCUCUGACAGGCAUCACCUUCUAGAGGACCGAGGGGCCUUCAUCAUUAGGCAACUGUGUGUUCUGUUGAACUCUGAGGAUAUCUACAGGACAUUAUCAGAAAUACUUCUUCAUGAGGAGGACCUCAAGUUUGCCAGUACCAUGGUUGAGACCCUCAACACGAUCCUUCUCACGUCGUCAGAACUGUUUGAGCUCAGGACUAAGUUGAAAGAUUUGAAGACUGAAGACAGCUGCUUGCUAUUUUGCUGCCUGUACAAGUCGUGGGCUCACAACCCUGUUGCCACUGUUGCCCUCUGUCUACUUACCCAGAACUACAGUCAUGUGUGUGAUCUGAUCCGAAUAUUUGCAAAUCUAGAGGUUACAGUCGACUUCCUGACAGAGAUUGACAAACUUGUGCAACUACUUGAAUCUCCUAUAUUCAUAUAUUUGCGCCUUGAGCUGCUCAAGGUACCGCACAAUCAGCACUUGGUGCAGGCACUGUAUGGCUUGCUGAUGCUACUGCCUCAGACCGAGGCAUUCAACAUGCUACGACAGCGACUUGAUUGCAUUCCAAGUCUUCAUUUGCACUGCUGCAGUGACAGGAUACAGAACGUUAAGACUGAGAAAGACUGCAGUGUCUACAGCAAAUAUAUCAACUUCACCGAGUUGCUUCAGCACUUCAUCAGCGUACAGGACCGACACCACCAGCAUAAACAGUCUUCUCGGACGAUAGCGCUGCUUGAGAAAGGUGUGAUGAGUCUGAACACGUAGCAGUGUAUCACCCAUUUCCAGAUGGGAUGCAGCUGUCUGCUGCCAGCAUCAUGUUAGUUGUUUGUGAUCGGGGUUGGCGAUGGGUUUCUGAUGUUGAUUCUUAAAGCUGGGUUGUCAUUGGUUUAGUAGUUUCGGACAUCUUGUUUCAGUUAACAAGGGGUCUUUCCAUACGAAUGUCAAAGCUCAGAUUUAAUAUUACAAUUUAUUAUUCUUUAUAGUUGGAGGAAUGUGAUUAUUAAAAUUUGAGAUAAAAUAUGAAAACUAAGUACAGGUAAGUUUGAAAAAAAUAUUAAGAAACUAGCAGAGCAUAUACACAACCUAAAUUCAGAUAAUGAAAUUAAUAUUACUAAUAUCGUAAUGUCUCUUUUAAUAGUUAGUCACUAAAAAUAUAUAUAUAUAUAUAUAUAUGGAAAAAUAUAACUAACCAGGUUAUUAGGGCUUCAUUUAUUUAUUUAUUUAUUUAACCCUUUGAAUAUGUAUAAUAUAAGUAUGUAAAUGGUUGGGAUGGUUGCAGUAAUUAAGAUUUUUUUUGUUUAUAUUUACUGUGUUAUGAAUAAGACAAUAUUCGAAAUUAUUUCAGCUAAUACUUCUUAAAGAAUUGAAGAUAAAAGAUGUGUAAAUGUCAGCGUAUCAUGAAUGUAGAUAUUUCACACACGAGAUUUAAUAGACUCAUGGCAGUAAGCGUUUAGAUUGUGGUAUUUUGGGUUCUGACACCCUGUAGUCAUGUAUGAGGGUGCCGUUUCAGAGGAAUCUGCUGCAUAAGUGUUCACGGUGGAUAUUUCUCAGAUUGUGUGAGGCAGUUAGUCAAAACAAUUGAAUGUUAUGAUAUUAAUACCUUUGACAGAUGCCUGACAAAUGAAACAAGAUGACUUUUAACCAAUGUCAGCCUUGCUUAUUAUUAUAAUAUUGCUAGUUCCUAUAUUAAUACUAUGUAUCAUAAAAUAUUUUGCAACGCAUCGGCUUCAUUAAUGUGCACAAAUCUUGAAGGAUUUUAUUAAAGCACCAAAGUACUAUAACAUUAGUAUGUAGAUACACAUCUGAGAAUUUUUCAAACACACUUAAUAUUUUAAUUAUCACUCUUGUGAGAAAUAAUAUUUGAGAUAGUGUCUCAUGAGAUUGGUACAAAGAUGAUUUGUUUCUAGUUUAUUACAUUUGCUGCCAGGGCUGUUGCACGACACGCUACCAUCAUCAGUCACAUUGCAAGAUCCUUGAACACCCAAACUAACCUAACCUAUCUGGUAGCAAAAAGUGAAGGUUUAACUGUGCAGAGAGCAGGGCAGAGAUAACACAGUCAAUAUAAUGGCUGACUAUAGGCUGGAAAAUCACAAUUUGAUAUUCCCAGCAUCAUCAAAGUUCUCUUCUCACUUUAGUGAGGCUCUGAACACUCUACAGCCAUCUGUCUGAGAAAAUUACAGUCAUAUAAACAAAUGUGCACAAACAUUCAACAUCGUCGCCACUAUUGUCUUGCGAUGUAUUUGGCAGCAAAUUUGUAAAGUAAUUGUAUACCAGAAGACAGGCCUGAGUGGUCAUAUAGCGACAUGUUGUGUUGAAUAAAUAGUCUGAUUUCUCACGACAUAACGAUUUGGAUUGGUUAGAAUUAUGCCAGUUUAUUAAGUAUGAAGGAAACAGCCCUCUCAAAGCCAAAUGUGGUGGUGCCUCCUUGCCAUGUGACCUUGAGCUCUGUAGUGAGAUCAGUGUUUGGGAUCUGUGGUCCGCAGUAAAUGAUCCAAGAUUACUUUGUAGUAACUUUAUUGAUCAUCCAUGAGAAUGUUUCACUACAUUAAUAGGAUUUCCAUUAGAUUUCAUUGUGUCAUUACAAAAUGAGACCAAGAAUGUGUGAGAUUAUGUUAUUUUUAUGCACUGUAUAGGUGAAAUGUAAUCUAAUUAAGCAAGAUGUGAUUACUGUGCUAUUUUUCAUUGAGGUUAAUGAGAAUUAUGUGUUCAUGUACAGUCAUGGUAGAGAUGUAACAUUAUAAGCAUAGGACAUAGUACUUGUUAGUUUGCAAUAAUGGAAUUUUGAUAAGGGCAUUGACACUGUAUUUAUGCUGUACAGACUUAUGUUUAAGAAAUACCUAGUGUUUGCUUUCAAGCACUCAAAACAUUGCUGCAAUAUCGCUGGUCAGGGAAAUAGAAAGUUGAUCAUUGUGUUCAUAAA
This is a messenger RNA of Zootermopsis nevadensis, 4475 nucleotides long. RefSeq names its product protein VAC14 homolog. The record is from RefSeq and is a predicted model, not a curated record. Lineage: Eukaryota; Metazoa; Arthropoda; Insecta; Blattodea; Termopsidae. Gene Ontology annotation, cellular component: endosome membrane; PAS complex. Gene Ontology annotation, biological process: phosphatidylinositol biosynthetic process.